This is a messenger RNA of Caenorhabditis sp. 36 PRJEB53466, 1346 nucleotides long. The record is from the annotation of a GenBank genome assembly. Lineage: Eukaryota; Metazoa; Nematoda; Chromadorea; Rhabditida; Rhabditidae.
AUGAACAAUAUUGCUCAAAUCCUUCUCUUCUUUAUUGCUAUCUUUGAAGCUACAAUUGCUGGAGAACACAUCCUCCGGUUACAAGGUAAUGAUUCAUUUUUCAAUCCAGCUGUUCUAAUAUUUUAUGACGGAAGUAAUGUGGAAAAUAUUUUGUGUUGAACUAUGACUAAGAAUGAAAAAAGAGAGAAAAAUAUUUGAUAAGCAAACAAUAGCAUUUUAGAGGGAGUCCACUCUGGAACCACACUCAUUGGAGUCGAGCAGGCAUCGAGUGUGCUGAUCCGAUGCGAACAUCCCGAUGGAAAAGUUGGAUCACUUCGAUGGUUGCGCGGAGGAACAGCGAUUAAACCGGACUACGUCAAGAUCAAAUCGUACGUGUGAUCAGAAACAAGUACUCUGCAACUGGUUGUUGUAUUCCAGAGAUGCGUCAUUUGUUGAAAUCAGCAGCUAUCAAUCAGAUCAAGACGACGGAGUUUAUGAGUGCUCAGCGGUCAGUAUCAGUUGGCAACUCUAUUGGAAAACCGUAUUUCUUCCAUUUUCAGCCUGGAAUGUCCGCUUCCUACAGACUAAAAGGAGAAAAAAAGCACAUUCUUCCGGAAGGAUUCCGUUAUUGCUAUGGAGAAGAAAUGGCCAGCUGCAAACACGCCGAUCAAUGUCUUGUCGAGAUUUCCACGAGUCACUUCAGCUGUGUGUGAGUAGCAGUCCAAUUUCAGCUGCCAUCCAUAACUUCACCGGAAACUCAUGCUCUCAUAUUUCAGUUGCGAGGACGGAUGGGCCGGAGCUUCAUGCGACAUGAUAUCUGAUCCGGUCAGAACUCAUCCUAUUAUUACUCCGCCAGUCUGCGCUUACUGUAUGUCUUCUUAACACUUACUCUAACCGGCAAGGUUUUGGCUAUUUUACGGUGCUAAGUGACCUUCUGUCCUGUCUUUUUUCUCUGUCAAAAUAACCAAAACCUAACUAGUUGCUGAGCUGUUUUUGGGGUGCGUUUCCAUGUAACAAUGACUUCUCUCUUCAGGGCCCCCAGUGGUGACUCUUCUCGCGUUCAUCGCCAUCAUUGUACUCCUGGCGUAUUGUCUCUACAAAUUCAAAGUACGCAAUCCGCACCACUACUCCAAGUACACGACCACGACGGUCAGCAAUAAUAACAACAACAAGCCGCCGAUGUAAGUAUGAGCUUCUAUGCAACCGUUCUAUCGAGUUCUCCUUGACACACACACAUACACACGUUUUUUAAUUGAAAUAAUAGAUAUCUUAAAUUCGUAACUUUCAGGGUAUCUGGAGAGUACACAGCAGUCCAUCAGCACCCUCCUGGACAGAGAAACGGUGACGUAGUGGCAGACAUGGUCUGA